UCCACUUGGACAGAUCAUCCAAACAUCCAACCGCCGAAAUGGGUAAAAAGAAGAGAUCCCAGGUCUUUGUCCUUAAGCCAUGGUGUUGGUACUGUGAACGAGAGUUUGAGGAUGACAAAGUCCUUCUGCAACAUCAAAAAUCCAAGCACUUCAAGUGUCAGCUUUGUCCCAGAAAACUGAACACGGCUGGUGGUUUGAUGGUACAUAGUCAGCAAGUGCACAAAUGUGAUCCCGAACCACUCACAAACACGCUUCCCGGUCGGGAUGGUUAUGAUAUUGAAAUUUUCGGUAUGGAGGGCGUGCCUGCGAAUGCACAGGCAGAAUGGAAGGCAAGGAAAGAAGCCGAGGCCGGAACAGCUUUGCUUGCGGCUGCCGCUGCUGCCAAGCGUCCGCGAAACUCUUACAAUGUCAUUCCAGAGGCAGAUUUGCGAGCUGCCUUGGCCCAACACAAGGUCUUGAUGGCGGCAAGGAACAAAGCUGCUCCUGCCACCCCUUUUCCACCGUUUAUGGGCGCUCCUCCUCCCUUCCCCCCAGGUUUCCCACCUGCUGGGGCGCCGCCUUUUGCUGGGAUGCCACCCCCUUUGCCUCCAGGCGCCAUACCCCCUUUUGCUCCCCCUGGUGUACGCCCUCCAUUCCCUCCCCCUGGGCCAUCUCCGUUUACUUCCGCUGGCAAUGCGCCAGAUGGUCUGGUAUCCACACCCACAUUCAGUUCUGUGAACCCUCCUAAUUUCGUUCCUUCAACGAGUGGUUCAGGUCUUGCUGAGACCAAUGUGUUGCCGAGUAAAGAUGGCGUUAUUUGGCCGGAUACUGCAGCAUCUCCGUACGAAAAACGAGCCCAACAACCGCGAUAUAGAUAUGCGUCGCCCGCUCAUCGGGUUGAGGAAGAGGAUGGCAGUGCCGCUGGGAGAAAGAGAAAGGCUGCUGCCGAUUUUUUGUAACCCUCAUGAAAGGCCACACCGGCUUCGGACUAAUUAAGAAGAGUCUGGGGUCUAUUGUGCUUUUAGCCUUGGAUUUCUGCCAUGUAACCGUACUACACAAUUCAUAUAACCCAUGCUGCAUAAUCAAUUUAAAAA
This is a messenger RNA of Cryptococcus deneoformans JEC21, 1073 nucleotides long. RefSeq names its product zinc finger protein 207, putative. The record is from RefSeq and is a predicted model, not a curated record. Bases 39 to 938 code for a protein of 299 amino acids. Gene Ontology annotation, cellular component: nucleus. The transcript is spliced from 8 exons. NCBI's taxonomy places the organism in Eukaryota, Fungi, Basidiomycota, Tremellomycetes, Tremellales, Cryptococcaceae.